AUGGAAGCCUCGUUUGUGAUUAUCGGAGGCGGUAUUUCGGGCGUGACUUGUGCGGAACAGGUGUAUGCGUUGGCGCCGCAGGAAAGCGUGGUUCUCAUCACCGCGUCGCCCGUUGUCAAGACCGUGUCGAAUGUGAGCCGACUCACGCGCCACCUGGAAGCCUUUGACGUGUCGGAGAAGCCCCUGGCGUGUCUGGAGCAGAAGCUGACGAACCUGACUGUCGUGAGGGGAUUUGCGCACGAGAUUGACGUUGACGCGAAAAUCGUGAGGCUGGUCAAUGGUGCAGAGGUGCGAUACAAGAGGUUGUGCGUGACAACGGGCGGACAGGCCAGGAUGGUGGCCCAGCAUCCGCUCGUGCUCGGCAUUCGGGACACAGAGUCGGUCCGCGUGUUGCAAGGCAAGCUGCGUGGCGCCCGGCGAGUCAUGAUCAUUGGCAACGGCGGCAUUGCGACGGAACUGGUAUACGAACUCGAGGGCCUGGAAAUUGUGUGGGCCAUCAAGCACUCGUCCAUCUCAGCCACGUUUGUGGAUCCGGGAGCAGCCGAGUUUUUCCUCUCGAGGCUAGAAGGCAAAAGGAAGGGAAAAGAGGAGGGGGAGGAGGAUGAUGAUGAUGGCGGCGGCGGAGUGCAGGACAGGAAGCCGGAAGGAGGAGCGUGUGGCAGUGCACUCGGGCCCGACUGGCACCACGACAUGCUGUUGUCGUCGGGUGAGGGACACUCGAGUCGGAAAGUGGUUAUUUUGGAGAAGGAAUGCUGGUUGGACCGUCUGUUGAGUCCGGAAGAGGCCAAGGGGGAGGAAACAACUGGCGAUUGGCCUGUGUUUGUCAAGCUCAGCAACGGGAAGGUGUACGGCGUGGACUUUGUGGUGUCGGCGACGGGAGUGGAGCCGGUUGUGCCCAAGGUGGUCUCGGGACAGUCGAUGGCCCUGGCCAUGGCGCCGGAUGGCGGCAUCUUGGUGGACGACCGACUCAGGUCCAGUGUGACGCAUGUGUUUGCUGCCGGCGAUGCUUGCACUCCCAACUGGCCCCUGGCCAAGCACUGGUUUCAGAUGCGCCUGUGGAGUCAGGCCAGGACCAUGGGUGCCUACGUGGGGCGGUCGAUGCUGGCGGACCUGAAGCAGGACGAAGGGGAAGACGACGCUCUCAUGGAGUUUGCAUUUGAAAUAUUCGCCCACGUGACGCAGUUCUAUGGCUACAAGACCGUGUUUCUUGGCCUGUUUAACGGCCAGGGCCUCGGCACUGACUAUGAAAUCCUGCUCCGAGUCACGAAAGGAAGAGAAUAUGUCAAGACUGUGAUGCAAGACGGGAAAAUGCAGGGAGCCCUGCUCAUUGGCGACACCGGGCUGGAGGAGACGUUUGAGAACCUGAUUUUGAACCAGUUGGACUUGAGUGUUUAUGGAGAGGAUUUGUUGGAUCCCGGCAUAGAUAUUGAGGAUUAUUUUGAUUGA
Notodromas monacha is the source of this 1446-nucleotide messenger RNA. The record is from the annotation of a GenBank genome assembly. NCBI's taxonomy places the organism in Eukaryota, Metazoa, Arthropoda, Ostracoda, Podocopida, Cyprididae.